Messenger RNA from Megalobrama amblycephala (Wuchang bream), 617 nucleotides. RefSeq names its product MIA SH3 domain containing (gene mia). The transcript is spliced from 4 exons. NCBI's taxonomy places the organism in Eukaryota, Metazoa, Chordata, Actinopteri, Cypriniformes, Xenocyprididae. Gene Ontology annotation, molecular function: protein binding. The record is from RefSeq and is a predicted model, not a curated record. The coding region runs from base 29 to 427 and encodes 132 amino acids. Gene Ontology annotation, biological process: extracellular matrix organization.
AGACAAACUAAGAAUCAGACACACAGAGAUGGAGAAACACUGUCGUAACUGGACUCUUGUCCUGGUGCUGUGUGGCCUCCUGCCACUGGCUACUCAGGCUGGCAGGCAGAUGCCAAAACUCUCCGACAAGAAGCUAUGCGCCGAUUCAGAGUGUAGCCAUCCCAUUCUCAUCGCUAGAGCUCUGCAGGAUUAUUACCCGCAAGACUGUCGCUUCAUUCACAUCCAGCAAGGCCAGUCUGUCUAUGUGUAUGCCAUGCUGAAAGACCGUGGGAACCUCUUCUGGGCUGGAAGUGUUCAAGGGUCGUAUUAUGGAGAGCAGGAGGCGCGUCUGGGAUUCUUCCCCAGCAGUGUUGUUGAAGAGACACAUGCUUUAAUGCCUGCUGAGGUUGAGGUCAAGACUGACAAAUGGGACUUCUACUGCUAUUAGGAUUGUGUGAUGCUUCACCUGGAAUAUGAUUAUUGAUUCCACUCUGCACUUUAUAGUGUGUCACUACUACAUUUAUUAUCGCUACGCUACUCAACUCUUCAGAUAAGGGAAACAUACAGAACAGUAACUGUAGACUGUAUAUGCUUAUUGAUGCAAUAGUUUGAAUAAAACUGAGAUGCUGCUUCUCAUG